CACUGCUAAGCGCGCAUUGUUUUUGCCAUUGCGAAAUUGUUUUGUUAAUUUAAUUUGUUUAUCAAGCUCAACAGAUUUUAGGUCAAGUAAUUACAGUUAAUAUUCAACAUGAAGGAGUGUCCGUAUGGCGAGAAAUGCUACAGGAAGAACCCAAUCCAUUUUGGCGAGUUUUCCCAUGAACACUUGGAUGCAAUUUAUCGCAAAGGAAAUGCAUCGGGGGACUAUGAUAUACCUGCCAAGUACUCUACUGACCUGAUUGAAACCCAAUUAAAGUUGCUCGAGAAGCUCUUUCCAAAAGAAGGUGCCAAAAAGGAGAAGCAGGCAAAUGUUUCUGGUGCUUCAGCUGCUGCACCAACUAGCCAAGGAUCCUCGAGUUCUGGUUCCUCGAGCACUUAUGCUUCGGGUUCCUCAACUUCCCAGGCUGGCAGUUCAUCGUCUGCUCCCAAAGACACCUCCAAGUUGGCCAAGAAACAAAAGCUAAAUGAGCGAAACAUCAGGGAUUAUAUUCCUGUGGUAGUGGAAAAAGGAGGAAUGGCCAAGAAGCUGAAGGGGGCUGCUCCUUACAACAUGUUCCUUACCGCUAUUACUGACUCGAAGCCCACGCACUCGGAGUCCUUAAGUGUGACACUCCAGGAAAUCCUCGACGAAAGUCUGGGCGAGAUUGAGAGCAGUGUGCAAAUAAACUUUAUGGUGGAUAUUGGCUGGCUUCUUGGACAUUACUACUUUGCCGGUAUACUCGACAAACCCCUUUUGGUCCUCUAUGGCGACGAGUCUCCUGAACUUCUGAGCAUUGGCAAAUUUAAACCGCAAGUCACGGCCAUUGGGGUAAAGAUGCCCACGCUUGCCACUUCACACACCAAGAUGAUGCUGCUAGCCUACACUGAUGGAUCCAUGCGUGUGGUCAUCUCCACAGCGAAUCUGUACGAGGACGAUUGGCACAAUCGCACGCAGGGCGUGUGGAUAAGUCCGAAGCUGCCGGCACUGCCAGAAGAUGCUGAUACCGGAGCAGGUGAAAGCGAAACGGGAUUUAAGCAGGACUUGAUGCUAUAUCUGGUGGAGUACAAGAUAAGCCAACUGCAGCCUUGGAUAGCGCGAAUCCGAAAGAGUGACUUUAGCGCAAUCAACGUGUUCUUUUUGGGUUCUGUGCCUGGAGGCCAUCGUGAGAGUACCGUGCGUGGUCACCCUUGGGGUCAUGCUCGCCUGGGAGCGCUACUGGCCAAACAUGCAGCUCCGAUCAAUGAUCGGAUACCUGUAGUCUGUCAGAGUUCAAGCAUUGGCAGUCUGGGUGCGAAUGUACAGGCCUGGAUACAGCAGGACUUUGUCAAUAGCUUGAAAAGGGAUUCCUCACCGUUGGGUAAAUUGAGGCAAAUGCCGGCAUUUAAAAUGAUAUAUCCUAGCUAUGGGAAUGUCUCGGGCAGUCACGAUGGAAUGUUGGGCGGCGGAUGCCUGCCCUAUGGAAAAAAUACCAAUGACAAGCAGCCGUGGCUUAAGGAGCAUCUGCAGCAAUGGAAAUCCAGUGAUCGGUAUCGUUCCAGGGCCAUGCCACAUAUUAAAAGCUAUACACGUUAUAAUUUAGAGGAGCAGUCUGUAUAUUGGUUCGUUUUGACUUCGGCAAAUCUCUCGAAAGCUGCCUGGGGCUGCUUUAACAAAAACUCCAAUAUUCAGCCAUGCCUAAGGAUAGCCAAUUAUGAAGCUGGUGUCCUCUUUCUGCCCAGAUUUGUGACUGGCGAAGACACAUUUCCCUUGGGAAAUAAUCGGGAUGGUGUACCUGCUUUCCCACUACCUUAUGAUGUUCCAUUAACUCCAUAUGCUGCGGAUGAUAAACCCUUCUUGAUGGAUUAUUUACAGGGUUAAUAUUUCCUAUUCUCGAAUUUUAUUUAUUGGGUUUUCAUUUAAAAAAGUGUUUUUCCAAAAGGUUCCCCUAUAAUUUUCAUUACGAAAUUUUGGUUCAAAUUUUUU
Molecule: messenger RNA, 1959 nt
Organism: Drosophila serrata
Lineage: Eukaryota; Metazoa; Arthropoda; Insecta; Diptera; Drosophilidae
Gene: gkt
Product: tyrosyl-DNA phosphodiesterase glaikit
Biological process (GO): DNA repair
Cellular component (GO): nucleus
Molecular function (GO): 3'-tyrosyl-DNA phosphodiesterase activity; double-stranded DNA binding; single-stranded DNA binding
Source: RefSeq, a predicted model, not a curated record